This is a messenger RNA of Venustampulla echinocandica, 1173 nucleotides long. RefSeq lists its product as uncharacterized. The record is from RefSeq and is a predicted model, not a curated record. The coding region runs from base 1 to 1173 and encodes 390 amino acids. Lineage: Eukaryota; Fungi; Ascomycota; Leotiomycetes; Helotiales; Pleuroascaceae. The transcript is spliced from 4 exons.
AUGCUUGCACUCACUUGCUUACUACUUCCACAGCUCACGGCUGCUAUUGCCUUAGGCUCAUGGGCCGGAAACCGUGCCGCUUACUUCCUUGAUAACAAUCCAGCUGGGUCAAGCAUUAUCGCCUUGAAAAUCUCGUCGAAAGAUGGGACGCUGUCUGAUCCCAUGCGGGUUUCCACAGGAGGCAAGGGACUGUAUGCGCAAGGGGUAUCAGCCGAUGGAGGGCCACCUGUUGCCGUCGGAGCUGAUACCCUGUUCAGUCAGGAUUCUGUUGUCGUAUCUGCGAAUUAUCUCUUCACUGUCAAUUCCGGAAGCAAUACUGUCUCCCUGUUCUGGAUUAAUGAAAAUGAUCCUACCAACCCCAAGCUCAUCAACACUGCUUCUACCCUGGGUGAAUUCCCUGCAGCAGUCGCCUAUUCCGCUGAUAUCGAAACAGCUUGUGUCCUUAAUGGCGGUAAAGUCGCCGGUGUUGCCUGCUACUCGGUAUCGAAGAGCCAUGGACUUAAAGCCCUUGGUGGACUCCGUCCCAUUGCUCUCAACCAAACAACCCCCCCUGUUGGGCCACCAGGGACAGUCUCCGAUCUUGUCUUCAACCCUUCAUCAUCAGCCCUUAUCGCCACAAUCAAAGGAUCCCCGACUUCUCCGGGCUCUAUAUAUGCUUAUCCAGUCCUACCCUCAUGCGAUGUUUCAACCAAACCGACACUGUCGCAGCCUUCCUCUCUCCUCAUUGAUUUCAGCCUCACAUUCCUUGGCUGCGACUCUAGGGCAGUGAUCACUGACCCUGCCUAUGGCGCUUCCAUCGUCGACAUCAACAACGAAUUUGAGUUUACGGUAAGCAAGAAGGUCGUGAUCGCCGGCCAGGCCGCAACUUGUUGGUCAGUCUAUGCUCCCAAAUCCAACACAAUUUAUGUUUUCGAUGGAGGCGUAUCAAAUAUCACGACUAUUGAUGCUACUACCGGCUCCAUCAAGGGCGUUGUACCUCAGAGCGAUGCUGGAAUGGGUAGUUUGGAUGCGGCGCUUGACAAUGGUUACUUGUACGUGCUGAAGGGCGCGCCCCAAGUCUCUGUUGCCGAUACUAUUGGGUCGAAGGGCGGGAAGGCAAAAGAGGUCCAGACUUUGGAUUUAGCUUCAUUGGGGAGCCGGCAGGGGUGGACCGGAAUGGCAAUUUAUCGCUGA